Messenger RNA from Paramuricea clavata, 3653 nucleotides. NCBI's taxonomy places the organism in Eukaryota, Metazoa, Cnidaria, Anthozoa, Malacalcyonacea, Plexauridae. The record is from the annotation of a GenBank genome assembly.
AUGAACUGCAAGGUAAAGCAAAGAAAAUUGUUAAGGAUGUGGGUUGGUUUUGCCAGAGACCAAUCUCGUUCCCCGAGCCUGCGAUCCUCGGGAAGGAAUCGAAGGCUCUGGGAUAAUCCGUUACCGGAAGCCAAGAAUCCUGGCUAAGAUUGAACCCUUAUUCUUAUCAAAAAAAAAAUUCUACCCUCCCCCUCCAGGAGAAAUUUCCUCCGUGGGGGAGUGUGUAUUUUUUCUGGAAUGACCCAAUCCAAAGAAGUAUGGUCAUGUGAGGCCCGUUUCAUACGCCGUACUUCACAUGUGCCGAAUACAUUAAAGACAAUAGAUAAUGAGCUGAAAUGCCUCAUUACCUAUUGUUUUUAAUGUAUUCGGCACAUGUGAAGUACGACGUAUGAAACGGGCCUGACAAAAAUUAAUGGUUGGCCAAUUUCCUCAUGAAUUAUCAAUGAUCAUAUAAGAAUGAAAUUUGUCAGAUUUAGUAGCUAAGUAGUGUGUCUCUAACAUUUGUUAAUCUAGAGAACCAAAGGAAAGAAUCCUAAAGUACCCAUUAGGUUUCUUCCACAAUUACCAGAGGUAUGUAUGUUAUAAGAUAUUUAUGUAUAUAAUUGUAUCCAUGAAUGCACCAUUGAAGAUGAGACUUGCAAGGCAAACUCUAGGAUCGGACAUUUUUAAUGAUCAGGGAUGGGAUCCCCCCCCAAUGAGACACCCCCUCCCCUCUACUGGAAAUGGCUGCUAGGAACAUUAUGACACUGUCUAGGUAGCUAUUUAGAUAUCUUAUAAUUUAACCAUGAAUGCACUGUAAAAGGUUUCUACUUGAUAAAUUAAAUCAUCUUGUUUGAACAGACAAAAAUACUAAAACAGCCUGGCACAUUGUAGCUUCACUUAUUAACAAAAGACUUUGGUAGUAUUGAUAGGUUGCUUGGUAAAUCUGCUGAUGCAAAACGUCUUUCCUUGUGUAAAUUGCUUGCCAUUAGAUGAAACAGGGUGCAGUAGGGCACAUUGCAACUUAAUAGGUUAAUAUAAAAAUUGCAAAAAUAAUACAUCGAAAAUAAUAUAGUUGUUAUAAUUUUAGACAAGACAGAAGCCAAAAUGGCAAGAGACUGCUCCAAUUUUCCAGUUAAGCUACAGCAAGAGUGAUGAAGAAAAACCAGGUUAGUUCAAAUAAGUUAAUUAUAUAAGAUCAACUAUCUUAAUUGCUCCUUAAACUACGGUACAAAGAAACGCGGAAAGUUCCCCAAAAAUUCGUGGUACUAUAUUUAAAUUCAGUGAAAAAUCAUGUGGACUGAUUAAAGAAAAGAGAAAGUAUGGUACAUGAGAAAGCAUAUGAACACUUUCUCAAAGUAUGUGGAAGAACGCAUGCCCAGUGCCUGGUUUUCAACACACUUUUCGGUAUUUUUUCCGCCGGUAAUAAGCGCUUUCUCGUUUAUUCACAUAUAUGAGUGGCAUUCAGCUGGUUUUCCACUAUCAAACGAUUCAAACACUCCAAGUAAUGAGUUUGAGAAGUUUAUAUUUCACCAGGUUCAGCGACAAAGAGAGGCCAUGCUCGAAGCAAGACGUGGGAAGUUGGAGGUCAAAGCAGUAACAGUACUGCGUUAUCACCGAUCUCUCCAGCUAGCUCAAAGAAACAAUCUGGAUCAACACUACAACCGUCUACAAGCGAGAUAGAGAAGCUUCAGAAGUUCAUUGGUCAAUAUUAUUAUGUAAGUGGGAAAAUUUGCGAUGAUGCGUUUUGGAUCUACCUGGAAACGAACGUGUCGUUGUCCCGUGGCCUGUAUCGGAUGUGCUGAAUUGCGUCGUUCGAAAUUCGAAACGUGUUUUAAUUUUUUUACUCAGAUAUCUUGGAAUGUGAACAGAUACUACGAAUAUACUAUCUUGUACUUGCGCUGGACUCCUGCGUUUGAAAUUUCCCAAAUACCAGCUGUGGUGUAUGGAAGAGGUUAUUUCGCUGGCCUCAGAGUGACAAAACGUAACAAAGCAACGGUUUUACUAACACUAACCCUAUUCCAAACACGAACUCUAAUCCUAACCUAACCCUACUCCAAGUUUGUUUCUAAGCCAAUCUUGAAGAAAUUUUUUUUGACGAAAUGUCAUUAUGAGUUCAGCAAAAUAACUUCUUCCGUGGUGUAUAUGUUGUCCUUACGACAUGUUAGGAAUGUUAAUACACGCCUCCAGAAAGUCACCUUGACUAUAGAACCUCGGUUUCGUGACUGAGACGUUAUGGGGUUUAGCUAAUGUCACAUGCACCAAAACGAGAUUCUAUAGCCAAUGUGACGUACUUUCUGGAGACGUGUAUUAUAAGCGCUAAGGACUGGUCUUCAAAUUAGUUUUGAAAAUCAAUCAAAAUGUCCAGUGGCAAGGUAAACUAUUUUCUCUCUUGGAAACUUGGCAAAGUAUGAAAAACGACCAUUCUGUAUGUCUGCAUUCAUUUCACAACACGACAAAGCAUGUGAACCUGAACCCACACAUACAGUAGCUCUCUUUUAAGCUAUAUAAAACAGUAAAUUUAAGCUUUUUCCGAGAGCGUUUGCUUGCUCGGCACUUAAUGAACUUCUCCCUCAACCCAUAAUCAUCGGUGGAAAAAGUAAAUUGUUUUGUUUACAGGCAAAAUGAGCGACCACCCAGCAGAUCAGAUUUUACAUGUCUACUGUGCGUUACUGGGUACAAUUCUUAACAUAACGUUAAUCGUAAACAUUUGUAUCUUUAAUAGGAUGGUCUAGAGAUAAGUAUUGAAAAUCUUUCAGAUGAAAUGCGUGAAGAUUAUUUGCUCAGUGUCAAGAAAGCCAUAGGUAAAGAAAAAUUCUCCGAGGAUGAUGAUGUUCAAUGGACCUUUCCCCUUAUAACUAAAAUUUUGAUCUAGACAAGAAUUUCAUCACAGCUUGAAAGAGCAUCACAAAAUUAGUAAUAUUCCAAAGUUUCGUUGCAAAAUGUUGUAAAAUGCGGAUAAUAUAGCCUUGCGAAAUUUGCCGUUUUUCAGUCAUUUUGUAUUACGCAUGGGAAAUUGACAGCUUGUAAUACAAAAUGACUGAAAAUUGCAAAUUUCGCAGGGCUAUAUUAUCCGCAUUUUACAACAUUUCGCAACGAAACUUCGGAAUAUUACUAAUUUGGUGAUGCUCUUUCAAGUUUCAAGCUGUGAUGAAAUUUUUGUCUAGAUCAAAAUUUUAGUUAUAAGGGGAAAUUAAGGUCCAUUCAUUGAAGUGUUUCUUGUCCAAGGACAGUUGGAGCUUGUUCUGUGCUUUGAGCCCAACGAGAGUUAUACUGAGUUUCCAAUCAGUAUCAUGAGCCACUGGCUAGCUUGGGUAUACAGUUGGUUGACACUGGGGUGGGGUGGCCCCCCCCCCACCCGCAAUAAUUUCUGAAAGCAUGUGAGUGAUGAUAGCUGAAUAACUGCAUACAAAGCUGUAAUAAUAAUUUUUCAACCACGAACAACAAAAGAUGGUCAAAUGAGCAACAGAAGGUGGUCAAAUGUUGACAAUCUAAAUCCCCCCAAAAUACUUUCCCCCACCGCCUGGGUGAAUCCUGCGUGUAAACCACAUUGCAUAAAUUGUUAUUUUUCACUUAAUUUAUUUCCUAAUUCCAUAGUCGACUUCGUUCUCAAAGAUCCUCGAGAACAGGAAGACCAGAAGAGAGACGAGACUCCAGAUUACAAAAAAGAGUAA